Messenger RNA from Oenanthe melanoleuca, 834 nucleotides. RefSeq names its product lin-28 homolog B (gene LIN28B). Lineage: Eukaryota; Metazoa; Chordata; Aves; Passeriformes; Muscicapidae. Gene Ontology annotation, molecular function: zinc ion binding; nucleic acid binding. The record is from RefSeq and is a predicted model, not a curated record. The transcript is spliced from 4 exons. Bases 1 to 834 code for a protein of 277 amino acids.
AUGUACAGAAACGUGGGCUGCCCUGGGCUCGGAGAGAGGGAGAGCCUCCGUGCGCAGUGUUUCCUCUCUGUAAUCUCCGCAGGGGCGAGUAAAGGUGGAGACGAACCCGGGAAGUUGCCGGAGCAGGAAGAAGAAGAGGAAUCCCAGGUUUUGCACGGAACCGGCCAUUGCAAAUGGUUCAAUGUGAGAAUGGGAUUCGGGUUCAUCUCCAUGAGUAACCGAGAGGGAAGCCCCUUGGAGUCUCCAGUUGAUGUCUUUGUACACCAAAGCAAGCUUUACAUGGAAGGAUUUAGAAGCCUAAAAGAAGGAGAACCUGUGGAAUUUACUUUUAAGAAAUCUUCCAAAGGCCUUGAAUCAAUACGGGUAACAGGCCCUGGUGGGAGCCCCUGUUUAGGAAGUGAAAGACGACCCAAAGGGAAGACAAUACAAAAAAGAAAACCAAAGGGAGAUAGAUGCUACAACUGCGGUGGCCUGGACCACCACGCUAAGGAGUGCAGCCUACCUCCGCAGCCAAAGAAGUGCCAUUACUGUCAGAGCAUCAUGCACAUGGUGGCGAACUGCCCCCAUAAAACUGUCUCGCAGCAGCAGCAGCAGCAGCCCGCCAGCUCUCAGGGAAGACACGAAGCCGAGCCGCAGCCUUCCACGUCUGCCGUGCCGAGGGAAGGGGGCGGCCCGGCCGGCCUGGCGUGCCCGGCGCCCCCUCAGGAAGGCAGGCCGGAGGGCGCCGAGCGCUCGGGCAGGCCGCCGCAGGAGGCCGCGGCCGGCAAGGUGUCUGCGUCGCCCGAAGAACCCAGCAGAAAGGGGCCUUCUGUUCAGAAAAGGAAAAAAACUUAA